Messenger RNA from Entamoeba histolytica HM-1:IMSS, 1434 nucleotides. RefSeq lists its product as uncharacterized. The coding region runs from base 1 to 1434 and encodes 477 amino acids. Lineage: Eukaryota; Evosea; Mastigamoebida; Endamoebidae. The record is from RefSeq and is a predicted model, not a curated record. The transcript has a single exon.
AUGCAAGAAAACAAAAAUAAAUACUAUGAAUUUAAGAGUAUGCAUGGAUUAGUCACGUUAAACUUAAAGCCUCAAGAUAAAAUACCAACAGACUCUACAUUAAAAAAAGCACUAGAACAGUGGUGUUCCACGAAGAAUAAAGAAGCAAAAAUAAAGUACGCUGCCAUUAGUAAAACGACAAAGGGAACAAAUAAACACGUACACAUGUUUUUCCAAUUAGAAGAAACAACCCAUAGUAGAAAGAAACCAUUUAUACAACUAAACAAUGAAAAGUAUUUUAUUAAGUUUGAAAAGAUUACAGAAAGUGAACACUACGACGGAAGUAUAAAAUCUAUUAUAGACUACAUUAAAAAACAAAACGUUAAACAUCCGAAUGAUGGUGCAGUAUUCAGUGAAAUAGGUAAAUUAAACUUAGACCGAGGGAGACUUGGAGAUAGAGAUUUGAGUAAAGCAUUAAAGAUGCCUGAUCUUGAAGAGGCACAUGCUUAUCUAAAAAGUGUAAGUGUUAAAGGAUACAUGAAUAAUAUAGCAAAAUUCGAUUCGAUUUGGAUGCAAGAGCAUGAUAGAGAUAGAAACAAUCGUAUAAGAAUCAAACUACAACCAUGGAAGGAAGAUAAUGCAUUAGUUAAAAACAGUAGAAUAUGGCUAGAUUCGGUAAUAAAAGGAAAUAAAAAAAGAGUUAGAACACUUGUAUUAGUAAGUGAUACAAAAAUGGGGAAAACGGAAUUUGUAAAUGACAUGCUUAGAGAUUUAAAGGUAGAUGAGUUUAGAGGGCAUUUUAUGUUAGAUGGCCACAAUGAAAAUGUAAGAUAUGAUAUUAGAUUAUUUGAUGAUGCCAAUUUAAAUGAUAUUACAUGGCCAGAAUUUAAAUCGCUUAUAAGUACGAGAGGUGAACAAAUUACAAUAAACAUUAAAUAUUCACAUGUAAAAGUGACAUCAAUUCCAACAAUAUUAGUAUUAAAUCCAGGUAGUUGGAAAGCUCUACAAGAAAGAGCCAAAGAGUUUGAAGACUUCGAUUGGAUGGAGAAAAAUACAGUAGUACUCCAAACUAAUGAGAAAUUAUAUAUUGAACCACCACCUAAGGAAGAAGCAGUACGGGAUAAAAAUAAAUAUGAUGGAUUAGAUCCUAAAUUAGUUGAAAUGCUAUUGGAGAAUGAAGUUGAAGAAGAUGUUAAUUUAGAUGAUAUGGGAGAUGAUACAAUAGAUGAUUUGAAUGAUAUAAUAGAAGAAUUAGAAGAAGAAAGCAUGCCUCCUCCCAUGGUACUUGAAGAGCCAAAGCCAGUAGAAGAAAACAGAGAGAAAAGAAAAUCUUUAAUAUUAUCUCUGUUAAAAGAGAAUGAUACAGCAAUAGUACCACCUAAAGAACCAGAUGUUGAAUUAACUCAACAAGCUAGAGAAUUAGCAAAUAGGUGGUUAGGUGGAAAUUUUAAUUAA